AGAAGACAUCCUGUCCUGUCCGACCGAGAUGCUUGCAAAUGAGAGAAAGUCGAAGGCACGCUUCGACGUCGGUGGAAGCAUCAGACAUGCAUCCACGCGAUCCACGACACAUGACACAGAGUUGGUACCAGCAGUGUCGCACAACAGUGAACUCCGACGAAGACAUCUCAUCCACGUGACAGAUUGUGACAAAGCCACGAAGGAAUUGCAAUACAUCUGGCACGACCCACCCGCCAAUGCACCAAACAUCGACGAGAACGGCGAUGUUUCAUGGGGACCUGUCAUUCUAUGUGCUGCCAUCACGUGGGAUGAUUUCCAAAGAUGGCUCAACCGCAACGAAGGACGAGUGAGACGAUGGGUCUUUGAGCCCCUUGCAGAUGGAACGGGAAAAGGACGAGUGGUCAUGUACAGCAUCCCAUCGUUCGUUCACUCGAAAACCGCAGGUCGAAUCGCAACCAUCAUCCGCGAUCAAGUCGGAAGGGCCGGGAAUGACAUUGGCCUGUUGGAUACUGUUGAAAUGGCGACGGAUCCAACAUGCCGCACUGGACAGCACGGUCAAGAGCCAGAAAUUUGUCUUUUUCCUGCGGGUCUGGCAGUUGGAGGCGCGGUGCUGGCGGCUGCAAACAACCAUCCAUAUCCCAAUGUCAUUGUUGAGAUCGCGUACAAGAAUGAAAGCCUCGGUCGUCUCCGUGCGAAACUGGAACGUUGGAUGGACAACACUUCUGUCCAGGUCGCGAUUGGAAUCAAAAUCAAUGCUAUCAACGCCGACCGAGUGGCCAUCUUGUGCCAGCGAGGUCAGCCCAAUCAAGAAGUGCCGUUUGGUCAUCCUCAUUUGCCUCCGCUUGCGAUUUCGUUUCCACUUGCUCUUAUCUACACUGGUGUUGCAAUACCACCGGCUUUGGCAGCCCUCGCAAAUCCCCAUAUUUCCAUUGACCUGAUUGCCUUGCGGACGUUUAUCGAUGGAAUCCUCUUCGACGAAGCUGCAGCACACUAGCCCUACUGGUAGUAGACCAAGCUCUUCCAACACAGAUGCAUUGAUUUCACCAA
Molecule: messenger RNA, 1047 nt
Organism: Aphanomyces invadans
Lineage: Eukaryota; Oomycota; Saprolegniomycetes; Saprolegniales; Verrucalvaceae
Exons: 1
Source: RefSeq, a predicted model, not a curated record